This is a messenger RNA of Ostertagia ostertagi, 618 nucleotides long. The record is from the annotation of a GenBank genome assembly. Lineage: Eukaryota; Metazoa; Nematoda; Chromadorea; Rhabditida; Trichostrongylidae.
UGGGUAUGCCACCCGAACCGCUUCUUCCUCGCUGUUCGUCCAGCCGAGAACGAGAUUUGGUCGUUUGGGUCAGCUUACGGCGAGAACGCUUUCCUGAGCAAGAAGUGCAUCGGACUCCGUCUAGCAUCCUAUCGUGGUUGGAAAGAGGGUUGGCUUGCACUGAACGCGGCCCUGAUUGCCGUCAAAGGUCCUUCCGGGAAAGACGUAUUCGGCUGUGUGGCAUUUCCACCUGGCGUUGGAAAGACCAUGGUCGCUUUGAUGACUCCAGCUCUCCAAAAAUGGCAGGUUCGAGUUCUUGGCGACGACAUUGUGUGGAUCAAAUGUGGAUCGGAUAAAGUGAUGUACGGUCUAGCGCCAGAAAAUGGAAUUUUUGGCUGUCCCAACAAUGCGACUCCAGAGAAUGCAGCCAAUGUCCUCAAGAUGCUUAACAAAAACGCUAUGUUGGUGAAUUGUGCAACAACUAACAAAGGUCGAUUCUUUUGGGAAGCCUUGAAGGACACUUUGGAGGGAGACGAACGAGUGAGCGACUGGAAUCGAGAGGAGUGGAAGCCAGAGCACAGAAGAAGUGAUGAGCUCCGAGACGAGAGUGAAAUCCGGCAAAAACUGGAUAAGGCAUGA